AUGUCGAAUUUAUCCAAACUUGAGUUUGUGGCAUUAGAUAUUUCUGGAAAGAAUUAUCUUUCAUGGGUACUCGAUGCUGAGAUUCACUUGGCUGCUAAAGGUCUUGAUGCCACUAUUACUCAGGGAAAUGAAGCAUCGAGUCAAGAUAAGGCGAAGACUAUGAUUUUUCUUCGUCAUCACCUUGAUGAGGGCCUAAAGAUUGAAUAUGUGACGGUAAAAGAUCCACUUGAAUUGUGGACUGAUUUAAAGGGGAGAUAUGACCACCUAAAGGCAACAGUGUUGCCAAGAGCUCGUUAUGAGUGGAUGCAUUUACGGUUUCAAGAUUUUAAGACCGUAAUUAAAUACAACUCGGUUGUAUUCAAGAUGACCUCCCAGUUGAAAUUACGUGGGGAGACUAUAAAAGAUGAGGACAUGUUGAAAAAGACACUUACUACUUUCCAUGCCUCAAAUGUGAUAUUGCAACAGCAAUAUCGUGAAAAGGAUUUUCAGAAAUAUUCUGAACUAAUCUCAUCUCGUUCCACUGGAGCUGCUCCAUUACCGGAGGCAAAUGUGGUGGGAGCACGUGAUCAAUCUAAAGUAAAAAGAGAUGAUCAUCGGGGCUAUAAUAAUGCACGAGAACGUGACAAAGAUAAAAGACGAUACAUUAAUCGUCAAGGUGGUGGUUAUAAUGAAAGGGAGAACAACAUGAGUUCUCAAAAUAAUCCCUCAAAAAAUAAUUGUCGUCGUUGUGGCAUGAAAGUCCAUUGGAAGAAUGAAUGUCGCACACAUGAGCAUUUUGUAAGGCUCUAUCAAAAUUCCUUUAAAAAGAAAAAAAAUAAAAGUGGUGCUUCCUCUUUCAAUGCUCGAGCUGAGUCACAUAUGACUCUUAAAGAUGAUGAUAAGCCGGGAACAUCUCAGAAAUAUGAUAAGGAUGUUGAAGCAAAUUUGGCUUUAAAGGAUGAUGUUUUUGAUGGCCUUGGUGACAUUACUCAUAUGGAAGUUGAUGACUUCUUUGGAGAUCGAAACUGA
Molecule: messenger RNA, 1008 nt
Organism: Solanum pennellii
Lineage: Eukaryota; Viridiplantae; Streptophyta; Magnoliopsida; Solanales; Solanaceae
Exons: 2
Coding region: 1-1008 (335 amino acids)
Source: RefSeq, a predicted model, not a curated record